CGGCGCAGGCUUCCCCGAAGCAAUGGAGGACCCCGGAUCUGAUGACGCAAUAGUUCUGCGCCCAUAACCCGGGCGCCCGGCGGCGGCUGAGAUGUUGUCGGGUCUAAGCGGCGGCUCCGGGCCGGAGGGGCUGGUGGUAGUGACAGACAGCCUGAAGUGUGAGGGUCGGAGUCUGAUCAAGAGUCUGGUGAAGAGUGCAGCUGUGCGGGGGGAGUGUAUCCACGUGGCCACCCUCGAGCUCUCGAUGUCAGAGUUCUGUGAGGGGCUGGACGAGAGCGUGAGGGCGAGGCUAAGGUUUGAGGAUGGUUUCAGCGACCCCCUACACUGGGAGCAGAGCGAUGCCCUCCCCCUGGAGCGCUUCACCGGCCCGGAGAUGGUAUCCCGGCUGGAAAUGGACCUGGGAUCAGCAGGAACGCGCUGGAUGCUCGUGCUGGAUUCCCUCAGCCAACUGCUCCAGGCAAGAGGGGCCACGACCCUCUGCCGAGACCUACACACAUUCCAGCGGAGAGCUGCCUCUGCAGGUUUGGGGACGGGGCGGGUGCUGGGCCUGCUCCACGCUGACCUGCACCAGCCCCAGGAACUGGAGGUCGUGGCCCAGAUGGCGAACGCAGUGGUGUCACUUACCCCAGUCCCCCAGGGUCACCAGUGCUGCCGGGAAUUUCCAGCACACGCCAUCGCCACCUGCUUCCACAGGAGAAAGUCAGGCAAAGUCCACAGGACGGUGGAGUAUUUCACAGUGGAGGACGGUCUCGGACUGAGGACUGCAGGGGUCCCAUUCCCAGAGGAGAUGCCAACAGAGACAUCGGUAAAGACGGACCCCACCGCAGACCUGACCUUCAACCUGCGGUUGACGGCAGAGGAGCAGCAAGCCCGCUCGUCCGUGCCACUGCCUUACCACCUCUCUCCUGCCAGGAAGGCUGCCCUCUUACAAGGAGAAGGCCGGGGAAAGAUUCACUACCAGCCCGACACCGGCGACGAUUUUGACGAGGAAGAUCCUGAUGAUGACCUGGACAUCUGAGGAAUCCCCAGGGCUGACACUCCGCCUCAGCCCCACUGUCACUGGGCUUCACCCUGGUGACCACAAUCAGAACGAAGAAACUGCAAUGAGAGUCCAAUGCUCACCGCUCAGAUCUCUGCUGACAGCUGCCCGCCGUUUCCCUGCAUCCUCGUCUCUGGCUCUGUUCCAAACUUCGGAACUUUCAGCCUCUUCCGGUGUUAAAUAAAAUAAUUCCUUUUUAUUAGA
This is a messenger RNA of Hypanus sabinus (Atlantic stingray), 1243 nucleotides long. It is a transcript of the gene elp5, whose product is annotated as elongator acetyltransferase complex subunit 5. Lineage: Eukaryota; Metazoa; Chordata; Chondrichthyes; Myliobatiformes; Dasyatidae. The transcript is spliced from 8 exons. The coding region runs from base 92 to 1018 and encodes 308 amino acids. Gene Ontology annotation, molecular function: tRNA binding. Gene Ontology annotation, cellular component: elongator holoenzyme complex; nucleus; cytosol. The record is from RefSeq and is a predicted model, not a curated record. Gene Ontology annotation, biological process: tRNA wobble uridine modification.